Messenger RNA from Colletotrichum truncatum, 1125 nucleotides. RefSeq lists its product as uncharacterized. NCBI's taxonomy places the organism in Eukaryota, Fungi, Ascomycota, Sordariomycetes, Glomerellales, Glomerellaceae. The record is from RefSeq and is a predicted model, not a curated record.
AUGAGUGCCCGAGGCGGAAGCCGACCACCUCCUCGAGGCCGCCCAAACAAGGUGACGAAGCCUGCCACCGCCGGCCUCAAACGCGACGCCCACGCCCUCGUCCGCGCCAGCGCCGCCUCCAGCCGCCACUCCUCCGCCGUCGACCAGCAGCUCGAGCAGCUCGCUCACGAUGCUGAGGCCGAGGCCGAACACGAAGAUGACGACGAGAUAACCGCUCCUCCACCACCCCCUGGUCCUUCCUCCACUCCCCAACAGCAACAUCAUCACUCGAACCCCUUCGAUCUCGCCGCGGCCGGCAUCUUGGCUAACGGCCCUCCCACAACCGACCAGGACAUCCACCCCGACUUACAUUCUUUGCCAGCCCAGUUUGCUAUGGAGGCCCCGAUGGGCGGUCAUGGUGGCCCCGGCGGUAUGUCCCGGACGGCCGAGGAUCUCGCUUCCGAGAGCGGAUACGGCCAGCUUGUCAUCGACAGCGCCCUCGCCAAGCGGCUGGCCAAUAACGAGGGCCAGCGCCUUGCGGUACAACGACGACAGGACCAGAGCCUCAACCUGAAGAGGAGGAGUAACGUUGAAGCCCUACUCGCCCAUGUUUCCGGCCAGGAAGCCCACAGCCCGUGCAAGAGCUGUCACAAAGGAUACGGUCCGUGGAACGGAUGCGUGGUCGUCAGCGGCCAAAUGUGCGGCAGCUGCGCUAACUGUUGGUUUAACGCAAGUGGUUCGCGUUGCUCUUUCCACGAAAACAACCUACCUCAGCACAUGCCAGCUAUCCAGCUCCAGCCGGUGCCACAGGUAUCCGCCAACACAAGUUUCGCCGGCACAGCGCCGAUGGCUCCCGGCAUGGCCCCGGCAGGUCCUAGCAGCUUCGGACAGCCAGGUGCUGACCCUUCGGUCGCGCAGUUUGUGAAGGAAGUGCUCGACAGGGCGAUGGCGGAGGCUCGGAGCAAUGACCCUCAUGUGCGCUUUCAGCUCCGAAUCGAGACGGCAGCACGGCAGCUAGCGCUGGCUAGCGCCGAGUACGCCGAGUUUCUCGUCCAGCAGGGGGGCCACGACCCGAGUCAGCAUCCACCUGAAGCGGAGGGUUCGGUGCCGGAGGCGGCGAUGGGAGAGGGAGACAACGGGGCGUGA